CCUGCAGUGGCCCCUACUCCUCCAGCCUCAACCAGACACCAUGAGUGGCCGAGUCGGAGACCUGAGCCCCAAGCAGGCAGAGACCCUGGCCAAGUUCCGAGAAAAUGUGCAGGACGUGUUGCCCGCCCUGCCCAAUCCUGAUGACUAUUUCCUUCUGCGCUGGCUCCGAGCUCGGAAUUUUGACCUGCAGAAAUCAGAGGCCAUGCUCCGCAAGUACAUGGAGUUCCGGAAGUCCAUGGACAUUGACCACAUCCUUGAUUGGCAGCCCCCAGAGGUUAUCCAGAAGUACAUGCCUGGAGGCCUAUGUGGCUAUGACCGGGAUGGCUGCCCUGUGUGGUAUGAUAUCAUUGGGCCACUUGACCCAAAGGGGCUGCUCUUCUCAGUCACCAAGCAGGAUCUGCUAAAGACCAAGAUGAGGGACUGCGAGCGCAUCCUGCAUGAGUGUGACCUGCAGACAGAGCGGCUGGGGAAGAAGAUUGAGACCAUUGUGAUGAUAUUUGACUGCGAGGGCCUGGGACUGAAGCACUUCUGGAAACCACUGGUGGAAGUGUACCAAGAGUUCUUUGGCCUCCUUGAAGAGAAUUACCCAGAGACCCUGAAGUUCAUGCUCAUUGUGAAAGCCACCAAGCUAUUCCCUGUGGGCUACAAUCUCAUGAAGCCCUUCCUGAGUGAAGACACUCGCAGAAAAAUUGUAGUAUUGGGAAACAACUGGAAGGAAGGUUUGCUGAAACUUAUCAGUCCCGAGGAACUGCCUGCUCAUUUUGGGGGGGCUCUGACUGAUCCAGAUGGAAACCCCAAAUGUUUAACUAAGAUCAACUAUGGUGGGGAGAUCCCCAAGUCCAUGUAUGUGCGGGACCAAGUGAAAACUCAGUAUGAGCACUCAGUGCAGAUCAGUCGUGGCUCCUCACACCAGGUGGAAUAUGAAAUUCUGUUCCCAGGCUGUGUCCUCAGGUGGCAGUUCUCAUCUGAUGGUGCAGACAUUGGCUUUGGGGUUUUCCUGAAGACCAAGAUGGGGGAGCGGCAACGGGCUGGGGAGAUGACAGAAGUACUCCCCAGUCAGCGCUACAAUGCCCACAUGGUGCCUGAGGAUGGGAGCCUCACCUGCUCUGAAGCCGGUGUCUAUGUCCUGCGCUUUGACAACACCUAUAGCUUUGUCCACGCCAAGAAGGUCAGCUUCACAGUGGAGGUGCUGCUCCCAGAUGAGGGCAUGCAAAAGUAUGACAAGGAACUUACCCCUGUCUAGGCAGGUCCCUCACUUCUCAGAGACUCCUGACCCUCUCCUUUAUCUAUAUCCUACCAUCCCCUCUUCCCUCAGAAAUUGAUCAUUAGUCCUCUUGACUCUGUGAGAUUAGUGAGUAGAGAAAGAGCUGCUGCCUUGGGGAAGAUUUAUAUGUUGUGGUCAUACCAGGAAAGUUAUGAGAGGCACAGUUUUGGAGGAUGGCAAGAUUGCAUAAGAGGAAAAAGCAAGGUGAAAGCAAGAGAUGAAUGUCACUGAAAACCAAGAAACCAGAAAAUGAAUCCUUAGCUUUAUGUUCUCA
Messenger RNA from Nyctereutes procyonoides (raccoon dog), 1538 nucleotides. RefSeq names its product SEC14-like protein 3. The transcript is spliced from 12 exons. The record is from RefSeq and is a predicted model, not a curated record. Lineage: Eukaryota; Metazoa; Chordata; Mammalia; Carnivora; Canidae. Bases 41 to 1243 code for a protein of 400 amino acids. Gene Ontology annotation, cellular component: cytoplasm; nuclear speck.